AUGUCCACCACAUCAACCAAUACCUCCAGCGUCGCUCACUCGACAUCCUUGAAACGAGCACGAUCCAUGAAUACUCCACAGGCCCCUACGAUUGAUGGAGACCUACUUCUAGAUGUAUUCUCUCACAGGGCCAUCCGGUAUAUUGGAGCUGAUAUGAACGAUGAUUUUGGCGAUGUUGACCGUGUGGCUUUUCUCGGCAAACGCGUGCUAGAGAUGGUUGUUGCGCGAGCCUUAUUCGAUAAGAGGCCAAUGCUGUCAGCAUCGGAAUUGACUAUCCAGACUGAUGAAUGCCUUUCUGAAUCAAAUCUUGACUCUUGGGUCACAAUGUACGGAUUUCGAGAACGGGUGCGCGCCUCCCCUGACAUUCGUGAGUCCUUGAAAGAGCCGUCGGAGACUAGGCUACUCUUCCAUUCCUAUAUAGGAGCCGUAUAUAUUCAGCGUGGCCUCGAUGAAGUUCAAAGCUGGAUUGGCAAGCUCGUAGAUCCAACUUAUGAAUCGAAUGAUUCAAAAAGGUCCAGAUACCAAGAUCCUCCAGAUCCCAUACCUCCUGCGGACACGCCUCCGCCGCUUCCCAGUCCCGCUCCCUCAACGACUGUAUUCCUCCCCAUGUUCAAUCAAACAUGCACACAAAGACGCAUCGUUGUGGAUUGGGUUGCUAAUUCGACCGGGCCUCCUCAUGCCCCUGCUUGGAACGUUCAAUGCCUCGUCGGGGGUUUGAUCAAGGGAACUGGCCAUGGGCGCAGCAAACAAUUGGCAAAAGAGGAAGCAGCCAGAGAGGCGUAUAUUGCUAUGGGCUGGGCUUCACCUGGUUUUUGA
Heterobasidion irregulare TC 32-1 is the source of this 816-nucleotide messenger RNA. RefSeq names its product ribonuclease III. The record is from RefSeq and is a predicted model, not a curated record. Gene Ontology annotation, molecular function: ribonuclease III activity. The transcript is spliced from 5 exons. The coding region runs from base 1 to 816 and encodes 271 amino acids. Lineage: Eukaryota; Fungi; Basidiomycota; Agaricomycetes; Russulales; Bondarzewiaceae. Gene Ontology annotation, biological process: RNA processing.